AUGGGGGUCGCGCGGGCCUUGACGUCAUCGCGCCGCGCGCAGGGAAUUCGGAAAGGCAGGCAGGCAGGAACGGGUUGUUUCCGGAAGUGGCGGGGUUUCGGCGGAGCCCCGGCCUGACCCGACCCGGGAAGAAGCCGGGAUGGAGGUCACCAGGAGCAAUUUUAAGGAUAACCUCAACAAAGUCUACGCAGCCAUUGAGGAAGCAGACUUCUUGGCUAUCGACGGGGAGUUUUCAGGAAUCAGUGAUGGGCCGUCUGUUAGCGCCUUAACAAAUGGCUUUGACACACCGGAAGAAAGGUACCAGAAGCUUAAAAAGCAUUCCAUGGAUUUCCUGCUGUUCCAGUUUGGCCUUUGCACUUUUAAAUAUGACCUUGCAGAAUCUAAGUACAUCAUGAAAUCGUUUAAUUUCUACAUCUUCCCCAAACCUUUCAACCGAACAUCGCCAGAUGUCAAGUUUGUCUGCCAGAGUUCAAGCAUAGACUUUUUAGCAAACCAAGGAUUUGAUUUUAAUAAAGUGUUUCGCAACGGGAUCCCGUAUCUAAACCAAGAGGAGGAGCGGCAGCUGCAGGAGCAGUACGAGGAGAAGCGCUCGCAGGCCGGCCGGGUGGGCAGCCUCUCCUUCGCCUCCCCCAAUGCCCAAAGCAAGUGUCCGGUCACCAUCCCGGAGGACCAGAAGACCUUCAUCGACAAAGUGGUAGACAGAGUCGACACUCUCCUGCAGAACGAAGAAAGUGCCAGUUUGGAGCUGGAGCCCUGCACAGGAUUCCAGAGGAAACUUAUCUACCAGACGCUCAGCUGGAAGUAUCCGAAAGGCAUCCAUGUAGAAACGCUGGAAACUGAGAAGAAGGAGCGCUACAUCAUCGUCAGCAAAGUUGAUGAAGAAGAGCGCAAGCGGCGGGAGCAGCAGCGGCAAGCGAAGGAGCAGGAGGAACUGAAGGACGCAGUGGGCUUCUCCCGCGUGAUUCACGCCAUGGCCAAUUCUGGAAAACUCGUGGUUGGGCACAACAUGCUGCUGGACGUCAUGCACACCAUCCACCAGUUCUAUUGUCCGCUGCCAGAGGAUCUCGGCGAGUUCAAGGAGCUGACGACAUGCGUUUUCCCAAGGUUGCUGGACACAAAACUGAUGGCUACCACUCAGCCCUUCAAGGACCUCAUCAGCAACACUUCCUUGGCAGAGCUGGAGAAGCGGGUCAAGGAGACCCCCUUCAGUCCCCCAAAAGUCGAAACAGCGGAAGGCUUCCCCAGUUACGACACGGCUUCGGAGCAGCUGCAUGAGGCCGGAUACGACGCCUACAUCACCGGCCUGUGCUUCAUCUCCAUGGCAAACUAUCUGGGUUCGUUCCUCAGCCCUCCAAAAAGCCACGUCUCCACAAGAUCAAAGCUCAUUGAGCCAUUUUUCAACAAGUUGUUCCUGAUGCGGGUGAUGGACAUCCCAUACCUGAACCUGGAAGGGCCAGACUUGCAGCCCAAGCGUGAUCAUGUCCUUUACGUCACAUUCCCCAAAGAGUGGAAGACGAGUGAUCUCUACCGCCUUUUCAGCGCUUUUGGCAACAUCCAGGUCUCCUGGAUCGACGACACAUCUGCCUUCGUCUCGCUCAGCCAGGCAGAACAGGUCCAGAUCGCUGUCAACACCAGCAAAUACGCAGAAAGCUACCGGAUCCAGACCUAUGCCGAAUAUGUGGAGAAGAAGCGCGAGGAGAAGCGGCCAGCAAAGCGGAAGUGGGCCGAAGAUGGAUGGAAGGAGGCCGAGAGCAAGCGCCUCAAGACCCAGGCCGCCCCGUAUGGCACGGUCCAGGGCCGGUAUUACAACCCCAACAGCUUCACGGCGAGCAGCGCAGCGGGGAAGAGGAGCAUGAGCCCCAUCCAGGAGGAGAGCGGCUGUGGAGAUGGAGAGGAAGAAGAGGAAGAAGAGGAGGAGGAGGAAGAGGAGGAGGAGGAAGAGCAGGGUUCCACUGAUGCCAACACAGACUCCCAAGAAGGGAAGAAGAAGGCCAAGCGGCUCAAGAAAGCCAAAAUGGAGCCGGGCUCACCAAGCGAAGACCUUCCGGCCUCCCUCCCGGCCGGGCUCUUUGACGUCCCGGACACGUGGUAGCUGCAGUCACCCCUCCUGGCCUCUGCUUCGGAGAACGGGCCGGCGUCAUGGAGAGAGGGGUCUGGAUGCGAAUCUGGAUCUCUUCGGACCCUGGUUUAACUCUUUAAACUGCCUCCUGGACCGUUUCCUUCGAACCCUUUCGGUCCCAAAAGCGGAGGGGAUCAUCCCCAUAUCCGGACUUUGAUGCGGAAUUAUGACCUCUGGCCUGGCACUUGGGACCUUUCCUUGACCCUCAAGCCAACACUUUCCUUUUUGGAGAGAUUCCCCCUUUGCGUCCGUUAUUUCCCAAAGGAGAGACCAGCGAUGUCCCUCCCUCCCUCCUUCCUUUCAUGCAUUUCAAUGGAAAAAAGACUCGGACUUUGGGUUUGAUAUUUAACAUGUUUUUUUUCUAUCAUGGAAAUCCGGAAUCGAAAACACAUUAAAAAAAGAUGUAUUUCCAUAAAAUGAAAAUUAAAGGGUUUUCUUUUUCCUUA
Messenger RNA from Anolis carolinensis (green anole), 2565 nucleotides. It is a transcript of the gene parn, whose product is annotated as poly(A)-specific ribonuclease. Gene Ontology annotation, cellular component: cytoplasm; nucleus. Gene Ontology annotation, biological process: nuclear-transcribed mRNA poly(A) tail shortening. The coding region runs from base 140 to 2092 and encodes 650 amino acids. The record is from RefSeq and is a predicted model, not a curated record. NCBI's taxonomy places the organism in Eukaryota, Metazoa, Chordata, Lepidosauria, Squamata, Anolidae. The transcript has 24 exons. Gene Ontology annotation, molecular function: metal ion binding; poly(A)-specific ribonuclease activity; RNA binding.